Messenger RNA from Blastomyces dermatitidis ER-3, 4555 nucleotides. RefSeq names its product SPX domain-containing protein. The record is from RefSeq and is a predicted model, not a curated record. Gene Ontology annotation, biological process: polyphosphate metabolic process; monoatomic anion transmembrane transport; phosphate ion transport. The transcript has 5 exons. Lineage: Eukaryota; Fungi; Ascomycota; Eurotiomycetes; Onygenales; Ajellomycetaceae. Bases 1550 to 4174 code for a protein of 874 amino acids. Gene Ontology annotation, cellular component: membrane. Gene Ontology annotation, molecular function: phosphate transmembrane transporter activity.
GGUCAAGUCAUCUGCCCUGCCUGGCACGGUAGAAGCGACAACAUCUCUGAUCCCGUUCAUUUAUUAGCUGGUUGCGUACGGAGUAGUGCGGGGGGGGGGGUGUCAACUCCUGUACGUAGUAUACGUAUACACCAUCCACGCCUCUAUCGUCCUCUUGUAUGUACUCUCGGAGUCCACGCGAUUUGAGCGUCUUCACACUGGUGCUGGUGGGAUUCACUCCUUUGAUGCUUGAUCUAGAUCAUUUUUUGUUCUCCAGCGACCCUGAACUACGGGCCAAUUGAUUCCCUGCAUUGCUGCACGGGAAUAGGGAAUUGCGGAUAUGCCGCUGACUAGUAGGGGUCAAAGGCCAAACAAACCGUAUAUGUAAGCCCUUGUCCAGGGCCCAGACUUGGGGGAAUAGAAAAAAAAAAGAAAGAGAAAAGGUAGACAAUGGACGGAUGGUGAUUCGUUGGUGAUUGCGCAGUGUUUGAACGUUUUUUGGUCGCCAAACCCCGGCAGUGGUGAUGAUGAUAUUAAUCAUAUUAGGUAUUCGAACAAUUUUCCUUGCCGAAACGAUUGCGAUAGGAGAGGUCUCGGGCUGGGGUGUGAAACACGUCGUUAUUAAUAAUAAAUAUUAUGUAGUUAUUAUUGUCGUCAUUGUCACCAAUGUGCUGUCGCCUCUGCCAGGGAAUUCUUUGCCCUAUUCGGCUGUUGGGAUUAGUUAUUAUUGAUGACUUCGAGAGCAAGUUGUUGCUUAACGAUUCCCGAGCUAUUAAAACUAGCGUUUUUAGCCACACUUUUCUGCUCUGGAACAACCCGGCAUUAUUCACAAAGUGAAGCAGGAAAAAAAAAAAAAAAAAAAAAAAAAAAAAGAACAAGAAGAAGAAGAAGAAGACAGUCACGCGAAUAAUAAUAUCCUAGGUUGUUGACCUUACGAACGAACGUUAAUAAAGUAGAUAUGAAAUAAGUAUCAACAAACACCACCUCCAAUCCAAGGUUUGCCCGAGAACUCUCCAGCAGCACCACCAAAAAGUCAACCACCAGCCAAAGCUUAUUAUAUCCAGCAAUCCACCCCAUUACAAGCCCCUACUCUUCUUCUCCUUGAUAUUUUGUCUUUCUCCAACGGUUGGCCAUAUAAACCGUCACCCUGGCUCACCCGCAGAGCCCCCGGAGCAUCGAGCUGGUCGCAUUCGAUCGUCCUUCCUCCGCCUCAACCACUACUGCCUCCGCCGCAAACGGUCUACAAUCCCCCCCACACCACCUUCACCGUGACCGCUUAGGCCUCGUCAAAAAGGAUAGAAGAGGAGGAAGAGGUGCAUCGGAUCCUGCUUCUUCUGCUCCCAGUUCAGCUGUUGCUCCGAGACGGUGGUGGAAAAGAGUAGAGGGUUAUUUUGCUCAACCUGCGGAAGUUGGAACGAGGCAAUCACUUGAAAGCGGAAUAGAUAAAUGGGAAGCACAGCAGGAUUCUGACGACGAAUAUUCUGAGAAGGGGGGUGUUGUUAGGAAUAGGAAUACAGGACGGCGCCGUUGGGAGACACCUAUUACCCGGGCAAGGGUUGACAACGACAUUAUGAAGUUCUCCCACAGCAUCCAGUUCAAUGCCGUGCCGGACUGGAGCAGCUCUUAUAUUGCGUAUAGCAAUCUGAAGAAACUGAUAUACUCGCUCGAAAGGCAGGUCAAUCGCGUCGACGAAGCAGGCGAAAAUGUCGAGUCCGCUCCCCUCCUCGAUGCCUCCGUGGACACUGAUGUUGUCUUCCGCCGUGCUCUUGACGGCGAGCUAGAGAAGAUAUGCUCUUUCUUCCAGCCAACUGAGACAGAGCUUUACGAAGAGGUUGAAAGCGUUGUCAGAGAUGAAGAAGCGUAUAUCCAAGAAACGAAAGGGUUGGAUAUGGAUUCCGUCGGGAACACAGUAGUCCGAACUCGCACACUGAGCUUCAAUGCUCGACGUCGUCUUGAAGGCCCUCUCCGCAAUUUGGGAUUCGGAGGUGGGGGCAGGGAUGCACAAGGCAGGGAUGUGCGCGCUAGCAUGGCCAGCGAAAUCGCAGCGGAUGAAGAAGCUGCUAAUAAUCCGGACGCCAACACUGAUGAUGAUAUGGACAUGGAUGAGUCCCGGGGUCAGGAUGGCCGUCGUCGCUCCUCCUGGAAGGACUAUCACAAGCAUGCAGCUAGCGAACCGCUAGAUCGUAUCGUGAGCGAUAUGAGCGAAUCGAGAAUUCAGGGUGGUGGCUUCGAUCCUGAUCAUGAUUCUACAGUCGAUCCAAGCUAUUCCGCAUUGUAUAAUGCUGGCGUAUCGCUGAAGAAACGUAUCAUUAGCAGCUACGUUUCACUCUGCGACCUCAAGUCGUUCAUCCAACUAAAUCGGACGGGCUUCGCGAAGGCUUUGAAGAAGUAUGAUAAAAUCCUUGACCGCAGCCUUAGACGCCAGUAUAUGAACACGACGGUCUCAACUGCCUAUCCGUUUACGAAUCCCGUAAUGGAGCGACUCAAUGGCCAUAUUGCCAGAAUCGAGCAGCUCUAUGCAGACCUCGUCACUAAGGGUGACCUCGCACUUUCUAAACGGGAAUUGAGAUUACAUCUCAGGGAGCAUGUUGUAUGGGAACGGAACACGGUCUGGCGAGAAAUGAUUGGCAUUGAACGCAAAGCACAAGCGGCCAAUAUGGGCGUACGCAGGACACUUCUUGCAGGAGAUCAGGACCCCCUGACUGCACAGAGACAGGGUGAUGAGCUGGAACCCACUACCAAGGAGAUUGUGACUCCUGUAGGAAGAUGUCCUGUCCCGGCGUGGCUACUAAGCUCUACAUUUUUCACGCUGAUCGGCAUCGUGGUUAUAUUCCUUGUUAUGCUAGUACUUCCCAUUAUGUCGAAGCCAGAGCAACAGAAUUGUCUAGCGAUGUUGGUUUUCGUCAGUCUGCUAUGGUCUACUGAGGCGAUUCCCCUUUUCGUCACAUCAUUGCUUGUCCCCUUCCUUGUGGUCACUCUUCGCAUUAUGCGAACCGAAGAGCAGCCUUAUAGGCGCUUGAACACCAAAGAAGCAGCCGGAGCUGCUUUCGCGGCAAUGUGGACGCCUGUUAUCAUGCUCUUGCUUGGUGGCUUUACCAUUGCUGCCGCGUUGUCAAAAUAUGACAUUGCCCGCAGGAUGGCAACGUUUGUCUUGAGCAAAGCGGGAACGAAACCACGAAUUGUUUUGGUCACGAACAUGUUUGUCAGUAUGAUCUUGAGUAUGUUCAUUAGCAAUGUAGCAGCUCCGGUUUUGUGCUUCUCCAUCAUCCAGCCAAUGCUCCGAAACCUCCCCACCGACUCACGUUUCACCAAAGCCCUUAUCCUCGGCAUCGCCCUAGCUUCCAACAUCGGCGGUGCGGCGUCCCCAAUUGCUUCCCCACAGAACAUCAUCGCCCUCCAAAAUAUGACCCCUGCGAUAAGCUGGGGUACCUGGUUCUUCAUCGCCCUUCCCGUCUGCAUCAUCUGCAUCAUCCUAACCUGGCUUCUCCUCCUCAUCACUUUCCGCCCAGGCCGUGGCACGACCAUUGUCCCCAUCCGGCCCGUCAAGGACAAAUUCUCCGGUGUGCAAUGGUUCAUCACUCUCGUGACUCUCUUCACCAUCGUCCUCUGGUGCGUCAGCCACGAGCUCGAAGAGACCUUCGGCGACAUGGGCGUCAUCGCCAUCAUCCCCCUGGUGUUAUUUUUUGGCACUGGCAUCCUCACCAAGGAAGACUUCAAUAAUUUCCUCUGGACCAUCAUUAUCCUCGCCUCGGGUGGUCUUUGUCUAGGACGCGCCGUCACCUCGUCAGGUCUCUUGCACACCAUCGCCAAAGCCAUCACGGAACGCGUGGCUAAUUUCAGCUUGUAUGGUGUCCUCUUGACAUUUACAGGCCUCAUAUUAGUCGUGGCGACAUUCAUCUCGCAUACCGUCGCCGCCCUCAUUAUGCUCCCACUCGUCAAACAGGUGGGCGCGAGCAUGGAUCAGCCCCAUCCCAAUCUGCUUGUUAUGGGAAGUGCGCUCAUUUGCUCUGUCGCCAUGGGCCUGCCGACGAGCGGGUUUCCGAAUAUGACUGCUAUUAUGAUGGAAGUCCCCGAAACCGGCCAAAGAUACCUCCGUGUCCGUCACUUUAUCACGCGUGGUGUCCCGGCGAGUAUCUUCUCAUGGGGUGUCGUGGUGACCGUUGGCUAUGGGUUGAUGGUUGUUGCUGAUUUGUAAAUUCUGCAUGCUCUGAUCGCGGACUCUUUUUACUUUUCUUUUUUGUCUCCACCUUCAAUUUUCUCUACUACCAUUAGAUUUUGACUACGUUUCUCACUUGCGUAGUUCAGUUUGUAUCUUUAUUUUUAUUUAUUUAUUUAUUUUUUUUGUCCUCGCAUUAAGGGAUGGACACGCUGGGUUUAGCAAGCAUUCUACUUCCCUCUGUUACUUUUAUUUCUUUAUUAUUUCUAGACGUGCGUUGUGUAAAUUGAAUGAAUUAAUGGAGGGAAUGUACCCGGCGUUCUUGUGCACUGUUCUGCUGUUCUGUUUGUCGCCUAAUAUAUAUAUAUAUAUAUAUAUAUUCUUCAUUUUCAUUUUUUCAUUUUUUUCAUUUUUUUUUUU